AAGGCUUGAAAUCAUGCCUGGGCAGACGCACUAAAGUCUCACAUCGGCACCGUUUUCCGUAUUAGCCACCACAGCUGUAAUCAAAACCGCCAAACCUGUCAAAAGCUACCCCGCCACUCAUUCCAUGUGCUUAUUGUUCCUCCAGCUCUAGCCGCAUAAACGUUCUUCUCAUCAGCUUCACUCUACACCCCAAGAUAACAAUUUAUUCGCCAAUCAAAUCAAAUAGGCACAAAAAAGAGAAGGAGAGAGGUGACGCAACAAGGUUGGGCAUCCGUCAUGCCAUCCUCACGUUUCGGCUUCGGCAGCUUGCUGCUGGCCAUCGCUAUCGUCCUGGUAGCGAUGCCCGGCAAAGCUGCUGCUUUUGGUGCCGGUAACAUUCCUUCUAUUGCUCAAGUCGAAGGCCACAAUUGGCGUCAUGGCGAUAUCGAGGAUAUGCUAAAGACCAUCGCUUUCCUCCACGGCAAGAAAUGGACCACUCUCAUGGUUCAGCGCACUUACUUUGGGAACUGGCUUCGCGAUUACUCGCAAGCCAUAGACGUAGGAAGCCUGAAGGGCGUUAACGCCGCCACUAUCCGCAUUCUUGUUUGGGUCCUAUCCUUCCUCGCCAACGGAUAUGCUACCGAGGAAUUCGAGGUGACUGAGGAGCGUCUUGGCGUCUACAGACCCGAAGAGCACAUCGAUAAUCCGCUUGGAUAUGCCGAAGGUGAUGAUGCGAGGACGUUCGAUAAGCGACUCCGGGGUCCCGUUUUACCCGUUGAGACCGAGAUCGACAUGCGUACCGGUAUGAAGAACUACAUUGCCAACGAACAUGGUAACUGGGCCACCAGUGCCGGCUAUCUCAGGUUCAGCAUUGGCAGGAGCGUACAUUUCGGUAGGCUCUACUGUCAUGGGUCCCAUGGCAAAGGAAAGGAAGAUGACCUGUGCGAGGCUUUGAGAUGUCUUGGCCAAUCACUUCACUGCAUGGAGGACUUUAGCGCCCACAGCAACUAUUGUGAACUUGCUCUGCGCGAGCUCGGGUAUCAUGAGGUCUUCCCGCACUGCGGAUCGGGCUCCGAGAUCAACCUGCGCGGCAAACGAGUCUUUCCUCUCGUGACGGGUACUUUUGGUGGCGUCGACUUUUUACACUCCGUCUUAGGCGAAGCCAACGACCAUUUCACGCAAUCAGAGGUUGACGAGUUGGACAUCGCCUUGAAGAACUCCGAGCAAGGCGUGGGUGGCGCGGGUCCCUCGAGCGGCUCACGCGGGUUCGGUGGAGGAAUUGGUGGCGGCGCAAGCGAUUUCAUCUCCCUCGUCAGUCAAUUGCCGGGGAUAGGAGGCGGCAUGGCUUCCGAGGCGCGUGAUCUAAAGCGGAUGGCUGAGGAUCAGGGCAGGCAGAACGAACGCCAGGGAUCGUACUACGGCACCCGAGCCAACGCUGGUACUAACCAAAACAUCGUUCCGGGUAUGAGUGAAAGUUUCGACCCUGUCAAGGUCGCAAAGCAAAUUUACCCCAUACUAGAGUUCCGUGACAAAAUUGUGAAGGCGAUCAAUAGGGGUAUUGCUAAGAUCCCAGGCUUGGAGAGUCUCCUCGAGCAUAUCAGCGAGACCUUAACUGCCUUCGUGCUUGGUCUGUUAGCUCCGUUCGUGAGACCUAUCAUCAAUGCUGUUACGAAGGCACUGAAAGACGGCUCUUCUGGAGUAAUCAACGCAAGCGCCCAUUCGCAAUUGGAGCCAUGGAAGAAUCCUCAGUGCACUGAUCCAACUCACUCCAUGCUUUCUAAAGAUCAUUUUACCAACAUCCUAAAUCCUUGCGCCGGCCGAGUUGCUACGACAAUUCUUAAAUAUGUCGUGCCAAGAGUUCUUUACGCAUGGGAUAACCCUGGUGUCCCUGUCGACGAAGUGGUGAAUGACGUCUUGCGUGCAUUCCAUCACCCAGCCCUGCGAGAUGAGCACGUGGAGAUUCAGCGCGAGAUGUUUAGCACUGUGCGCAAAUGGGCUGAUGAGUAUCCUCGACGUCAUGAGAUCAAUCACGUUUUAGGAUCAGAUUCGGUGCGACACGGUAAAAACCAUAUUUUGACGGGGCAGAAAGGGCACUCCCACGGAGGCGGUAUCUUCGACGGCGGCCUUACGGAGCAGUUAGGUCACGGCAAACCUUCUACCUCUCUAUGGUCUCAGUGUGCCACUCGAGACCUUAGCGCGAUGGGAGCUGGGGAGAGGCUCCGUCCAGAAUCAGGCUUCGGAUCGACUCGCCCGACUUCGUCUCAAUCUUAUCACUCCCAGGGACAUUCGGCACCAAGUCCUAAUUAUGGCUACACGCCGCAUCAAGCCCCGCCUCAAGGUGGUGACGGGGUUUCACCGUAUCCCGGUUACGGUGGACCGCCGCCUUCGCAGUAUCAAUCAUACGGCCAACAAGGGUAUCAACAUCAAGGCUACGGAGCCCCUCCCCAAGGCGAGGCCUCAUCGUAUUAUGCGUCAUCACAGCCGCCGCAAGGCUAUCCGAGCCAGGGGUACGGAGCGCCGCCUCCUCACCAAGGAGGAUAUCCGCCUUACGGGAACCAGCAAUGGGGAGGUGGGUACGGAAAUCCGCCGUACCCUUGAGAGAUUAAUAUCAGUCGCAUAGGGGGUUGUGCUUAACUACAAACGGCGUUGGUACGUGAGAAAUGAUUUGUACUGUAGAGGCUAAGGCGAAGGAGAUUCCCAUAACAAUAAAUCCUUUUCGAGGCGAUAUCAUGAAUUGUUAAAAUUGCUUACCUA
This is a messenger RNA of Annulohypoxylon truncatum, 2733 nucleotides long. RefSeq names its product heterokaryon incompatibility Het-C. The record is from RefSeq and is a predicted model, not a curated record. Bases 277 to 2577 code for a protein of 766 amino acids. Lineage: Eukaryota; Fungi; Ascomycota; Sordariomycetes; Xylariales; Hypoxylaceae. The transcript is spliced from 2 exons.